Molecule: messenger RNA, 10293 nt
Organism: Coregonus sp. 'balchen'
Lineage: Eukaryota; Metazoa; Chordata; Actinopteri; Salmoniformes; Salmonidae
Source: the annotation of a GenBank genome assembly
UGAACCGGCAUUGGGACACGCGACAACGAGCUCAUUCUUUCUUGUGCGUUUCCAACAUCGUCGCAGCCGCCGGUGAAGAGGAAAAAGACCGGUAAGAAAACGCUAGCAUGAUAUUUAAACAUAUAUAAACCACAACUAACAUAGUCACAAAUAGUUUUUUAAAUCUUGUUGAAUUCAGUAAAAAGCAUCUGAUAAAUUGUUGGCAGGAUAUGUUAGUUUGGAAUUGUUUGAGAACGUUAGCUAGCAUACCGGUAAACUAGCUAGUUUCUAGCUACUACACAAUGCAAUGAAAAGAGGACCACGAGUUUCUCGGCAUUAGCCGCCAGUUAGCUGACCGGCGUCCGUGACUCUAAAAUCAGUUUGGGAUUUCUAUCCAGUGGGAUUAUUGGCAUCUGACAAAUCGAAAUAUAACAAAGCCCACACGGACUUCCUGGAUUUGUGAUAAGAUUGCUUAGCUACUAGUUUGAGAUUUGGAGGUAGUUUGGCUAGCCGGUUUGAGCUAACUUGGUAGGGCCUCAAUAUUUCAGUCACCAAAAUACAAUGGCCCAGCGCGCCAGUUUAACAGCUAGUUAGUUAACGUAAAUUUGCAGUUGGCUAACUGAUUAAAUGUUGAUAGCUAGCGAACGUUACGUACAGUUCUGAGCGAAUAUAACUUUAGCCAGGUAGCUAGCCAUGGUAAUUUAAAUGUCAGGAAAGGAGUAUGAGGACGAUACGUGAGAUUAGCCAUAGGCCACCUGGCUAGCUACCCCAGUUAUUCAGUGCCUACUGCUAUGCUGGAAGAUAACUCGGCUGGCCAGGUAUAGGAUGCUGGCAGCUGGCAUUUAUUAGUGUUGAGCAACAAUGUUAGGCCCGGAAUACACUGACGUAUCGCCAUAACACCAAUGUAAUGCGCAAUAUGAUUAGUUAGCUAACUAGCGCUAGUUGCGAAAUAUGAUUAGGUAACUGCGAAUAAAUUCUAUCGUCGGUCUAACUUGAGCAAUUCUCAAUGGAUCGUCUUCGAUUGCGAUUCGUAUGAAUGGCAACGGAGGACAUGCAAGCCGUUCGACUAAAGCCAGAUCAAGCAGAGCUUUAAGAGGGUUAAGUACAUUUAAUUGGUCAUUUAGCUGGUCAGCAACAUGUUUCACGAUGACGAUAACAAACCCGUUCCAACCAAAUUGAUAUAUUACUUCCAUUUGUCUUGGUGUUGGGAUACAGAAUGACUCCCAACAUUGGCUUGCUAGGCGUUUCCAUUUUAGGCGCCGUGUCAAACAAAACGAAAUGGCACGGGCCUUUUGACUUGAAGACUGCUUACCAUAUUAGCUUACUGACCCAGUUUUCCCUGCUUUGUCCCCCAGCUCUCUGUCUUCAGGUUUAAUUUUGUCGAGGUCAACAGCAGCCAUGCCUUCAGACCUGGCCAAGAAGAAGGCGCAGAAGAAGAAGGAAGCCGCCAAAUCCCGGCAGAAGACAAAAAAAACAGAGGAUGGAGAGGGAGAGAAACCAGAAGAAGGCCAGGAGAAUGGAGGCAUAAGCAACGGUAAUAGUUGUCGAUCAUAGAUCAACUAAAGAAGGGCUCAAGUCUAAAUCCUCUUCACAGCUACUUAAAGUUUCAGAAAUGUAUUUGUAUUCCGGGUGGUUGUUCUCUCAUGUUAAACAGGGGUAGGCUGGUAUGCAGAUGUAUGUAAGUGGAGAUGGGUAACCCUUCAUAUGGAGAAAUGACUGACUAAUCAGCCCUCCAUGUCACUGAGUUACAGGCGUGGAAAGCCUGACCAAGGAGAUGGAUGAAUUUGAACUGAAGAAGACGGAGGCACGGGCGGUGACCGGCGUGCUGGCAUCGCACCCCAACAGCACGGAUGUGCACGUCACCAGCAUGUCGCUCACCUUCCAUGGGCAGGAGCUGCUGCAGGACACCAGCCUGGAGCUCAACUCGGGCCGCCGCUACGGCCUCAUUGGCCUCAACGGCACUGGUAAGUGGUGACCAUCACAUGGGGCGUGUUCAGUAGGCACAAAGAGGAAGUAAGCGCUUUGAAGUUGUUUUGGGUAGGAAUUUAUCCAUUAAGACCCUUUUACAUUGGAAAACAUUUUGCUGUCGUGUGCUCUAAUGAACAUGACCCAGUGCCCUUGGGAAACCUCUUUUUGCUACGUCAUUGCUCAUUUCAGUGUUAGUUACACCCAUCCACAUGGGACAUCUUUCUGCCAACUCAGCCUUUAUCUCCUCAGGACAUAAUAUGCCCUAGUUUUCCCAGGUGUAUGUAUUAGCCCCGUAUAACAUUAAUAACUGAACAGUAGCUGUAGACCCUCUAUCUUCUGAGUAGAAGUUUAUUUGAACUAUCCCCACCUUAUUUACAAAUUUGAGCUCUACGGGGACUCUAAAAUGACACAUUUACAAAUCUUUCUCUUUCCAGGUAAAUCCAUGUUGCUGGCAGCCAUUGGCCACCGCGAGGUACCUAUCCCAGAGCACAUUGACAUCUACCACCUAACCCGUGAGAUGGCUCCCAGCGAGAAGACUGCACUGCAGUGUGUCAUGGAGGUGGACGAGGAAAGGAUACAUCUGGAGAAGGAGGCAGAGCGCCUGGCAUCCGAGGACUGUGAGUUGCUUCAUAAUGGUGGCUUGGUUGUAGUAGUUCUGUGAAUUACCAUGUUACCAUGGGAACUGUGCUCACUGUGGCAGCUUCCCUUCCUAGGCGUGGUACACUACCUCCCAUGUCCUGAAUAGUCCUGCAUAAUGUGUUCCCUUCAUGAUGUAGCAUCGGGACAAGGGCACAAAGGCUUAAUUGGUGGGAUAAUAUCCUUGAUUCAGUUUUGCUCCAACCAGUUAUAAGAGAUACCAUAGAGUAAAAGUUCCCAUUCUCUCCACCCACCCCAACUCUUAUCUUCUCUUCUUAUCCUGCUCGUCUCCACUCUCCUCUACCCAAACGCUCAUCUCCUUCUCUUUUUUCCUGCUCCCCCUCUUCCUCUCUCUCGCUCCCUUUUCUCUCCCCUAAAGCCGAGUGUGAGAAGCUGAUGGAGCUGUACGAGCGUCUGGAGGAGUUGGACGCAGACAAGGCGGAGGUGCGGGCCUCCCAGAUCCUCCACGGUCUUGGCUUCACCGCCCCCAUGCAGCAGAAGAAGCUUAAGGACUUCAGCGGAGGCUGGAGGAUGCGCGUCGCUCUGGCCAGGUACAAAACCCCUGUACAAUACAAAGACAAACCUUUACCUACACUAAUAAAGCGUCUCCGUGCAUAUUUGGGAUCUGGGCCUGUGUUCAUAAAGCUUCCAAGAGUAGGAGUGCUGAUCUACGAUCAGUUUUUAACUUUUGGAUCAUAAUGAAGAGGAUCACAUGGACAGGUGUGACCGGAUCCUAGAUCAGCACCACUACUCUGAGAAUACGGCCCCAGCUCCGCCCCAUGCCCCUGUUCAUUCAUUAUAACAUAAAAAGCGAAACGGAUCCUAGAUCAGCACUCCUACUGUGAGACACUAUAUGAGUACAGGCCUUGAGCCCAGUCUUUUUCCUAGACUCUCUUAAGCCUCGCUUCAACUGUCUAAACCAGUCCAGAAAACUGUCAGUCUACAUGAAGAGCCUUGGGAUAGGGGCUGUGAGGGUUCUGUUUGGAAUUGGCUAAAUAACAUCAAGCCACAAACACUUUUUUCUUUCCCACUUUAUCUUUGACUGCCCUAACUUGACCAGUCGAAUCCUAACAAAACAUGGACACCAACUAUAUUCUACUGAUGCACAGGUGUUUGGCUCAGAACUGUUUGGAAGUGAUGUGAAAAAAGGCCGAAUGAUAACGCCGCCGCCAAGCAGUAUGUUCUCAGUGCAGCGGCGCAGUGACAAAAAUUGACCGAAGCGUUUAUCUGAUCCCUGCAGUUCUGUCCACUCUUGAGUUUCACUUUGCCCAAACGCCUUUAGUCAUAACUAUUUAAGAGGUUUUAGAGUAAAAAAUAUCUAAAUCACAACCUCAAUAAGACCUACCCGUAAAUUGUGUUUUUCAUUCGCACAUGCCCUGUUUAUUUUUUUUAUUUUUGGGGGGGUGUGUGUGAAUAAGCCUAUUUUAGCACUGUUAUUUUGAAGACCUACUAACCUGGGUUUGUGGGUUCCUUGUCUCCAGGGCCCUGUUCUUGAAGCCGUUCAUGUUGCUGCUGGAUGAGCCCACCAACCACCUGGACCUGGACGCCUGUGUGUGGCUGGAGGAAGAGCUUAGCCAGUAAGGCCAUUUACACACAGGACAUGACUUCUCUAGAAACAAUUGUCUGUAUCAUUACUUUUUAAUGUGAAAAGUCACCUUAGAUUGGUUGAAGGCAGGUUUCUGCUAUGACAUGUAAGUGUUCUGGAUUGAUCGACAACUCGAGGUAAACUGGAAAAUCGAAACACUACGUUUAUAUGAUCUACUCCUCUUUAAGCCGCUAUUACAUGCUAUUAUUGCUGCUGUGACAUGAUGUAAACAAAAGGCCGAAUUAUAGUGCCCCUGCCAGGCAGUGUGUUCUCAGUGCGGGGGCACGUUGACAAAAACUAGACCGAAGCGUUUAUCUGAUCUAAGCAGCAUGCCAAAAAGAGUAGAGCGGAUGCCACAGGGUUUGUUAGUUCCAAGAUAACAUAUUUGUUUUAGACAUUGCACAUGGAGUUUAUUGUUCUGUGCUAACUAGCUAUAUACAGGUAACUGCCAAAAUAAAGGAAACACUGACCGUGGCUUAAUAGGGCGUUGGGCUACCACGAGCCAGAAUAUCUGGAACACUAUUGGAGGGAUUCUUCCACAAGAAAUUCCAUCAUUUGGUGUUUUGUUGAUGGUGGUGGAAAAUGCUGUCUUACACUCCAGAAUCUCCCGUUAGUGUUCAAUUUGGUUGAGCUCUGGUGAGUGAGACAGCCAUGGCAUAUGGUUUACAUUGUUUUCAUGCUCAUCAAACCAUUCGGUGACCACUCGUGCCCUGUGGGUGGGGGUAUUGUUUCAUGUCAAAAUGAGGGGUGUUGUACAAAACUAAGUCAUCAGCGAAUGGAUCAUCUCUAACCAACCGGUGUCACAGCCAAUGACACAUUUUCUAAAUGCAGCUUUACCCACGCAUGUUCUGGCUCUGGCCCAACCCAUCGCUUUCUGCGACCAAUCGGAAUAGGUAAGAAUGUGUUUUGCGUUUUAGAAAUUGUUGGGGGGGUACUCUGAUCCCGACUCAUUAUGGAGAAGAAACGAAUGUCUGUGGGCAUAGCGUUUGGGUAGCCAGGCAAGGCAUAGCCAUGGGAGCCAAAAGAAUGGCCUGCCCAGCAUUUUUAGACAUGACCCUAAGCAUGAUGGGAUGUUAAUUGCUUAAUUAACUCUGGAACCACACCUGUUUGGAGGCACCUGCUUUCAAUAUCCCUCAUUUACUCAAGUGUUUCCUUUAUUUUGGCAGUUACCUGUACCUUUGACUAUGUUCCCUGACAUUGUACAAAUAAUCCCUAUGGUUUGUGUAACUCAAGCAUUGACAUUGUUGCUAUUUAGAAGUGUCCUAAGUUGCAACCUUUCUCUUAUUCUACAGAUUCAAACGUAUUCUGGUCCUGAUCUCCCAUUCGCAAGAUUUCCUCAACGGCGUGUGCACCAACAUCAUGCACUUACACGAGCGCAAGCUGAAAUACUACACGGUAAGAGCAACUGCACUCCACCAUGAGCCACCAUGGACCAACAAGAUGUUUGUGUGGUUUAGAAUAAUUCUCCAGGUCUGAGCAGUUGCUUUUCCUGUCUUCAGUUGAUAAAUAAACACUAGUUCAUUAAACUUACUUAACCAAAUGGACCCAGUUAAAGCUCAGACUUCAACCAUUUACAGGGUUCGUACGGUCAUGGGAAAUACUGGAAAAGUCAAGGAUUUUUUUUUAAUGGUGUUUUCCAGGCCUGGAUGAGUUUUGGAAAAUGAUCAAAUCCGAGAAGUUUUGAAAAAGUCAUGGACAUUAAUUUCUGUUUAAUGUGAUAUUCAGGCAGUUAAUAUUAUAUCAAUACAAUUUUAAAUCAACAUUUCUGCCAGGACUUUUUGACGAAACAAACAAUUCACUUUGCUAUUGUGAACAGUAACUGUAGGAAAAAAGAUCUGAUGUAGCCUUUAUUUUGGAUUGUGUGGCUUCAAAACUUGUUGUAGAUGCUUCCAUUUGAUUUGGGUAUCCAAUGUAUGGGACAUUGCAAUUCGAUAGAUGCUAUUUGGCCUGCAAAGUAAACACUUCUAAGUUAGGUAGCAAAGAUACAUGCCUAUACUCGGAAAGGUACAUUUCCUGAAUUUGUGGGCUUGCUUCAGCUGAAUAAAAAGGUUUGUAGCCUACCAUAGCCAUUUGAUCUUUGAUAUAUUGAAUGAGCUAAUUAUUUCAAAAGGAACAAAAUAUAUUUGGUUGCAAUGUUACACAUCAAGGGUGGUCAACCAUCCUUCAGGAGAGCUUAUUGGGUGUGCAGGCCUUUAUUCCAGUCCCUCUAUAUAAAUAAUAAUAAUAAUAUGCCAUUUAGCAGACGCUUCUAUCCAAAGCGACCUACAGUCAUAUAUCAAACCACAUUUUAGAAAUUUGCUCCUCAACCAAACCUUGAUAAACUGGCUUUGUGAUUUGAGCAGGGCUUGAUCAAAUUUGGUUAGAUGUCAUGGAAAAGUUAUGAAAUUCCACCUGUCAGAAUGUUUAUUGAACUCUGCACUUACUUGUUAUAGUGUAUUUUGCCUUGGUGAGUUACUAUGAUUUAAAAGCUUACUAUUUUCAAGUCAUAAAAACAAAGUAAAAAGAAAAAAGAUGUGGGAGUACAUCCCUUUAAGUGUAAAAUGGUACACAAUCAUCUAAACUAAUAUUUGUUUACUUCCUUAAAGGGUAACUACGACCAGUACAUUAAGACCAGGGAGGAGUUGGAAGAGAACCAGAUGAAGAGGUUCAAUUGGGAGCAGGACCAGAUCAAACACAUGAAGGUAAAAUCCCCUUUCUCUCACGACACUUUCACAUACACAAGUAGUUUGGCAAUAUGUAUGUGAAAUUCGGGCCAGUAAUAUGUGAUACGUCAGCCAUAGUGAUGGGUUAUUUUGGAACCACCAAGCUUGUGGCCGAUGAGGAAGUGUUGGUAGUGAACUGCUUCACCAAACGUCAGUUUUGUAAACCCCCCCCCCCCCCUUCUCUCUUUUUCUUACUUUCUUUUAUUUACUACCCCACCAGAACUACAUAGCCCGGUUUGGGCACGGUUCAGCCAAGCUGGCCCGCCAAGCCCAGAGUAAAGAGAAGACGCUGCAGAAGAUGGUGGCCUCGGGCCUGACUGAGAGUGUUAAGAAUGACCAAGUAAGUCUAUUUAGUGACUUUGACAGGGGUGAUGGUGCUUCCCAUGGGGUCAGACAGGUGCUCUUUUAGGUAUAACAAGUUUGUAGUUUUGGCUACAGCCCAGAGUUUUUCCCAUGGGCGGGCUAGUCACAUGAUCAGGAAAAUCUCUUGACCCUAGUUAUAGUGGAUGUUACUGCAGGCAGGUGACCAGAGUUUGGGUGUACUCUAUUUAUGAAGUCGCAGAUUAUAGUCAGAUUUGAUACAAUUUUUUUUGCAAGUGACAUUUUGAUGUUCCUUUCCUACUGUGGUUUUUUUGUUGGUUUGCUGCUGUGACAUGAUGUAAACAAAAGGCCGAAUUAUAGUGCCCCUGCCAGGCAGUGUGUUCUCAGUGCGGGGGCACGUUGACAAAAACUAGACCGAAGCGUUUAUCUGAUCUAAGCAGCAUGCCAAAAAGAGUGUAGCGCAGACGCCACAGGGUUUGUCAGUUCCAGGAUAACAGAUUUGUUUUAUAUAAUUGCCAAAAGAGAAUCCAUAAUCUCAUAGCUUCCUUCAGGGUGUCACAAGGCAGGAAUCAAAGAAUAACACCUGCAAACCAUCCUGAACUCAUAACUCAUUAUUCUUUUCCUUUUUUAGACCCUGUCAUUUUGUUUUCCUCCCUGUGGGAAGAUUCCCCCUCCUGUCAUCAUGGUCCAGAAUGUCAGCUUCAAGUACUCUGAUGACCAGGUAGGUGGUUGUUGAACCUUCUCUCACUUCUGCCUAACGAAUGUUUUGCUCAAUUUGUUUUAUUUUGUAACUGUUCCUAAAAUGAAAUACUAAAGAGAUUCCAGCUCCAAACUACACUGUAUCAUGUUUUUCGCAAUAUUGUCUUACAUUUUUCCCUUGUUUGAUGUUUCAGCCCCAUAUAUACAAGAACCUUGAGUUCGGUAUCGACCUCGACACCAGAGUGGCCCUUGUGGGGCCCAACGGUGCCGGGAAGUCCACCCUGCUUAAACUCCUCAUGGGAGAGGUGAGUCUUGAUAUUGUUAUGACUAUACCGUAUAUGGUCAUUUAGCAGACUUGAAUUGUUGUCCUGUUAUUCGGCCAUGCCAUGACGCUUUACCAUAAAAAGUGGUACCAUUUUUACUAAUAAGUGAGGAUGGUCAAUAAGUAGAAAUGUAAGCUGUUUAUUUCCUGUUCAGUUGCCUAUGCAUUUCUCUGAACAGAUAUCCCACAACUGCCUUCUCUCCAUCCCUACCAAUGUCUCCUCAUUGUCUUUGUCCUCAGCUCCUCCCCACUGACGGUAUGAUCCGCAAGAACUCCCACGUCAAGAUUGGAAGAUAUCACCAGGUACCAUACCAUUUUAAAGUGCACUGGUACCCUAAACUGUCUUAAAUCAUUUAAGUGCGUAUGCUCCUACAAUGCCAAAAUUGGAGUAGUCUGCAAAUGUAAGAAAAAAUAAUGCAGUUCCACUGACUAAUUUUGUGCUUGGUUGUGAAGUGGAUUACUUUGUAUUUGAUUGAAGACAUUUUUACAAAUCUCCAUGAUUCACAUGGCUGAACCUACUCUUUAUUUCCUCUCCAGCAUCUAACAGAGCAGCUGGAACUCGACCUCUCUCCCCUAGAUUACAUGAUGAAGUGUUACCCAGAGAUCAAGGAGAGGGAGGAGAUGAGGAAGAUCAUUGGCCGCUAUGGGCUGACGGGCAAACAGCAGGUCAGUUUGAUCGUUAGUGAUCAAUUGUGAUCCUCAAAUAUUGUCAUGUCUGAAUUGCAGACCUGCAUUCAGAUAACGUUUUGCUUUCAAAUCUUUGUAAUGUUUGAUUGAGCGUGUCUGGUGUGCCAGGGGAGCGGGGUUUGUACUUUUGGGACUAUUCCAUCAGUUCCAUUUGUACCACGCAAGCUCCAAGGUCAGCUUAAGUAUGGAGAAAAAAAUAACUAUUUGAACCCAGGUCUGCAGGGUUGUAGUCAAUUGAAAUUCAAACCAAGUCUGUAAUUGAAUUAAAACCCUAUAUAUGAAUUGGGGGAACUGUCUUGUGACAAUUUUCUGUUUUCCCCCAGGUGAACCCCAUCAGAAACCUGUCCGACGGGCAGAAGUGCCGGGUGUGCUUUGCCUGGCUGGCCGGGCAGAACGCCCACAUGCUCUUCCUGGACGAGCCCACCAAUCACUUGGACAUAGAGACCAUCGAUGCCCUGGCCGACGCCAUCAACGAGUAUGAGGGUGGCAUGAUGCUGGUUAGCCACGACUUCAGGCUCAUCCAGCAGGUGCGGAUUGACGAAUUGGAACCUGAUUUUUGUUUGAAAGGGUUGUUUUUAAAAUGGAAAACGAUUACCUCCAACCCUAUUGAGGGCAAUAUGUUGGUGGACCACCGCCACACUUUCUGAACAUACUCGACCAUGCCAAUGGCACACCGGUGCUGAGCCGUUACACUCAACUAGUAUACAGUAGCGGAGUCAACAUUUUGAAUGAGCUUAUCAGAAAUGGCUCUAGUUUAUUUGUUGGAAGAACUGUGAUUGAUGCACUUGUAUGUGCUUGUCCUGUUUUUGGGUCACUAUUUAACCCCUUUUCUCCUUUGUUCUCCAUAGGUGGCCCAGGAGAUCUGGGUGUGCGAAAAGCAAACCAUCACCAAAUGGAACCGGGAUAUCUUGGCUUACAAAGACCAUCUGAAAAAGAAGAUUGACAAAAAUUCUCAUGGUGUAUAAAAAAUAAAUAAACUACCUCCCCAGAUUCAAGACUGCACUGUCCCAAGACUGUGGACUCCCAUUUUCCCAUUCCCGCUUCACUUGGCUAUAUAACUCAAGAAGCAUGUUAUUUGAAGGUGCCCAAUUCCUUCCUGCUUUUAAAGCCUCUUUAUAGGCUGCUGGAAGGUUGUGGUGCAACCUAGUUGCCUUCCAUUGCUACCCUCUUCACAGGCAUACAUAUGGUAUCUUGAUUUCUCAAUUAAAUUAAAUAAUUUAUCCAUCAAUGUGUUAGAGAACACGUGCAUUUUUCCACAGUUCAGAUAUAGUAGGAUGUAAGCCGCCUGUACCAAUUUAUUUCAUUUUCCUCUAAAAUAGCUUUUUAUUAUUUUGUCAUUAUUUAACUGUACCUGCAAUAAUGGGAUUGUAUGAAUAAAGGAGCAAAGUAACUGA